Molecule: messenger RNA, 315 nt
Organism: Kickxella alabastrina
Lineage: Eukaryota; Fungi; Kickxellomycota; Kickxellomycetes; Kickxellales; Kickxellaceae
Exons: 1
Coding region: 95-277 (60 amino acids)
Source: RefSeq, a predicted model, not a curated record
AUUGGUUUUUUAAUUGGCUGAUUUAUUGAUUUGCCAAUGCGCAGCAAUCAAGGCACAGGCCGGCUCAAUACGUCAUCGGCAGGGAUACAAACACAUGGUGAGCAUGAACGCUCUCACGGUCAUGUUAUUUGCUGCUAUAGACUAUAUAUUUUUCGCACGGGCUAGAUCAUUGAUUCCAAUGCUUAUUAUUUUGCCUGCCCUGCGCUGCACAGAACUGAACUGUACUAACGCGAAGAACACAGUACAGCACCUCCCCCCAUUAUUUGAAGUGAGAUAGCGCGUAUUAUGUGACUGCUGCUUUGUUUGGGUUGUUGC